AUGCCUCAAGAUCCAAACCUGUACGGCCAGCGGCCUGCCAAGAAGCAAAAGAAGAACACGGCACUUCCAUCUUCUCUAGAUUUUACAGCACAGUUGACUUCACUCAUGUCAAACACCACAUCAUCCACAUCGACUUCGGGACGUACUAGGCCUUCCAAGGAACCAAAGGACGAUAUAUUCCGAAGCAGCAAACCAAAGCAGCAGAGCUCCCGAAAGGAUGAUGGCAAACUGGUACUCAAGGAAGUCGCCGGAACGGAAGAAGAGACACAAAAUCUGGCGCGUGCGAGGCGGAAAAUGGAAGACAAGGCGCGGCUCUAUGCAGCGAUGAAACGAGGGGACUACGUACCGAAAGAGAAUGAGGCGGCUCCUCUGGUGGACUUUGAUCGGAAGUGGGCAGAGAAUGUUGAGGGGAAAGACUACUCAAGCUCAAGCUCUGACGACGACGACGGAGAUGAUGGCAACGAUGUGAUUGAGUACGAGGAUGAAUUCGGACGACUCAGACGCGGGACCAAGGCUGAAAGGGAACGGAUGGAGCGUCGAGCGCGGAGAGGAUUACUGGGCGCAGAAGAACUCGAGCGCAUGUCCGCGCGACCGAGUGCGCCUACGAACCUGAUUUACGGGGAUGCUGUACAGGCAAUGGCUUUCAAUCCGGAUGACCCCGAGAAGAUGGAAGAGCUGGCUCGAAAGCGGGACCGUAGUGCAACACCACCGGACCAGAAGCACUACGACGCUGACAGUGAGAUUCGGACAAAGGGCGUUGGCUUCUUCAAGUUCAGCAAAGACGAGGAGACCAGGACCAAGGAAAUGAAGGAGCUGGCAGAAGAACGCGAGCAAACUGAAAAACAGCGCCAGGCUCGUGAGGAUCAAAAGGAAGCCCGGCGUAGAGAAAUUGAAAAGCGCCGACGCAACAUGGGCACGCGACGGGCUCAACGGCAGGCGGACAACUUCCUCGAAGGAUUGGCGGAGUGA
Metarhizium robertsii ARSEF 23 is the source of this 969-nucleotide messenger RNA. RefSeq lists its product as uncharacterized. The transcript has a single exon. Lineage: Eukaryota; Fungi; Ascomycota; Sordariomycetes; Hypocreales; Clavicipitaceae. Gene Ontology annotation, cellular component: nucleus. Bases 1 to 969 code for a protein of 322 amino acids. The record is from RefSeq and is a predicted model, not a curated record.